Messenger RNA from Rhodamnia argentea, 1254 nucleotides. Its product is annotated as RING-H2 finger protein ATL39-like. Lineage: Eukaryota; Viridiplantae; Streptophyta; Magnoliopsida; Myrtales; Myrtaceae. The record is from RefSeq and is a predicted model, not a curated record. The transcript is spliced from 3 exons. The coding region runs from base 290 to 880 and encodes 196 amino acids.
CCUUGAUUCUUCCACAAUCCAUCUCUUCUUCUGAUCUUCACCAUGGCCCGUCCACGGCCCGUCCAUUCUAAUCGUCACUUACGGUUUUGAGUCGAUCCAAAGCAAGAACUCCAAAAUGGAGCAGUUUUCUUUGUCUCCUUAAUCAUGGAGAAAAGUCCCCCUUCCUCUGAAAAUAUUUGACUUCUGCCCCUUGACUACUCCUCUGCUUCUUCUUCUUCUUCUUCUUCUUCCUCCUCCUCCUCCUCCUGUUUUCAGUUUUUUUUUUCCGCCCUUUUGUCGAGCUUUGCAAAUGAUGGCCACAGGUAUGAAUUUGAUCACUACUGUAAUUGGGUUUGGGAUGAGUGCGACUUUCAUUGUGUUUGUGUGCACGAGACUGAUUUGCGGGAGGCUGCGGAGGGAUGAAUCGAGGCGCACGUUCGAGCUUGAUUCAAGAAUCGAUGUCGAACAGCCGGAGCAUCGAGUGAGCGGUCUCGAGCCUGUUCUGGUAGCUGCUAUCCCAACGAUGAAAUUUGACCAGAAGGCUUUUAGCUCGCUCGAGGAUGCACAAUGCUCGAUCUGUCUAGGGGAGUACCAAGAGAGAGAAGUGUUGCGGAUCAUGCCCAAAUGUGGCCACAAUUUCCAUCUCUCCUGUAUCGAUACAUGGCUGAGGAAACGAUCCACGUGCCCCGUUUGCCGCUUGCACGUGCAAGACUCGGUAUUGUCGAAGUCUGCAGGGACCAUUGCCUUCGAAACGACGAGUUCUUUCCAGGGAUCUGAGUUGUCGAUGGACAACUCGCAUCGCUGGUUGAUUCCAAACGCUGAUCACUUGGAGCAAAGCAGAGAUAAUAUCCACCCGAGCCUGCUCCCGACCAUUCCCCUGCACCAACCAGACUCUUUCUAGGGAACACAGGGACAAGUAGAUGAUCAAAUGGCGAAACCAUCUUCCUCAGGCUCUUACAGGGGCUUGCAUUAGAUCCACAGUGGCGUGCCAGUGGACUAGUGGUUCGCGUCGACCGCCAUUGGCGAGGUCUGCCAACAGUGUCCGCAUGUCCGAUUAGAUUCUGUAUUCACAGGAAAAAAACCUAAAGGAAAUUGUUUGGUAACAUAGGACAGGAUGUGUCGAAUAGGAAUUUGUCUAGGAGACAUGAGCAAAGUCCUCCUGUUUGAUGCAGUGUGAUAGUGAUUCAACACCUGACAGUCCCUUUUCCCUCCCUCAAUUUGGGACUAUGUAAUUAUUAGCUUGUUGUACUCUAUUUUUCGUUAUAGUUUCCCAGC